AUGGGUUUUAAUGGUGAUAAGUUUACCUGGUGGAACCGAAGUUGCCAAGAUAGUGCUAUUCGAGAAAGACUAGACCGAGGACUCCUAUCUCCUAAACUAAGAGAGGAGUAUCCUUGGGCCAGUGUUACUCACUUAGAAGACACAGGAUCAGACCACAGACCACUCUUGAUGUGCACUAACCAGACAACACAUAAGGGCAAGAGGCGCUUCAGAUUUCAAGAGAGAUGGUGUGGAAUGGCAGAGGUUGAUAAAAUUGUAUCUGAGGCAUGGCUGACUUCUUUUCCAGGUUCAUCAAUGUACCAACUGUUUCAGAAAUUAAAGAAGUGCAGACAUGAACUGGUUAAAUGGCAAUCAGCUAGAACAAGUAACUCUAAAAAGAAGAUAGACGAGCUGAAAGCACUAUUAUCAGUGGUCAAGGCAGACCCAACAACAGCAGAUAAAAAACAGAUUCUAUUAUUAGAAGAUGAACUAGCUGCCGCCCACAUUAGUGAGGAACGCUACUGGAAAGAAAAAUCAAGAGUGAGCUAG
Molecule: messenger RNA, 528 nt
Organism: Arachis ipaensis
Lineage: Eukaryota; Viridiplantae; Streptophyta; Magnoliopsida; Fabales; Fabaceae
Source: RefSeq, a predicted model, not a curated record